Molecule: messenger RNA, 1335 nt
Organism: Plasmodium malariae
Lineage: Eukaryota; Apicomplexa; Aconoidasida; Haemosporida; Plasmodiidae
Product: conserved Plasmodium protein, unknown function
Exons: 1
Coding region: 1-1335 (444 amino acids)
Source: RefSeq, a predicted model, not a curated record
AUGGUUGGAUUAAAUGGUGGGGAAAAGAAAAAAAUUGAUAAAGAGGGAUAUUUUAACAAUUUUAAAUUAUGCAAUAGGGAAAGUGAAAAAGAGAAAAUUAUCAGAAUAAAGAAUAAUUUACUAGAAUGUAGGGAAAAAUACAGCAGUGAUGAUAUUUAUAAGAGAGAGAAUAUUUGUGUAAAUUCUAGCGAUAAAUUAGAGAGUAAAGAUAGUUCAUUUUUAAUAAAUGAAGAAGACAAGUUGUCUAGAAAUAACAGUGAGGUUUCCUUUUCCCUAAUGAGAGAUACAUCAGACAAGGAAGAAGAGACAAAUAGAUCAAAAGAAGGAAUAUUAAAUAGUCAAAAAAAUAAUAAGAAAUUGGUUAAUAUGGCUGUUUUAAAAAACAUUUUAAAUAUAUAUUUUUUAUUUGACAAGAAUAAUGAAGGGUGCAUUGAUCAGAAAUAUGCUUGUUCUGUGAUUGAGAUGAUUUAUAAAAAUAAUGUAAAUUUCAUACUAAAAAAUAUAAAAUUAAAUGAAAAGGAUGUCAAUGAAGAGGAUUCUAAAUAUGAUGCCAAAAGGUAUGAAGGUGAUAAUCCAUUUUUCUGUACAAAGUACUUUGCACACUUCUUACUUUUAAUUUUAAAAGAUGUAUCAGUUUUUCAAAGUAAAGAAGGGUUUAUAAGAAAAGAAAUUUUUAUAGAUAUUAUAAACGAGUUUGUCCAGACAAGCAGUUUGAACAACGACAAUGAUGUAUUUGGAGUGUUAAGAUACCCCAAAAAUAUAGUAACGAAUUUUUAUAAUUAUGUGUAUUAUUUGAAAAGAAUAGAUAAUGAAAAGAAAAGGAGAAUAAUCAUGGAUAUGAAAAAAAACAAAGAAUUAAAAAAUAUAUGCUUUUUAGAUCCUAAAUUUGUAAAUGCUGAUUUGAAUACGCAUAUUAGCUAUUUUAAAAAAAAAACAAAAAAAAAGUUAGAAGAUAUAAAAACAGAAACCAGUAAAGAAGAAAUGAAAGAAUGCACCUUUUUUCCCCAUACUACAAAGAAACCGAUGUAUUUACUAAAAAAAAAAAAGUUUAAAAUGACCUUGAAUAAUAGUACUACACACAAGAUGAGGGAUACUAAUAGUAAAUAUACCCCCCUACGUAUAAUAUACGACAUAGACUACUCAAUUGAAAGAACAUUACUUUUACCAAACGAGGAGACUCCAGAGGGGUUUGAUACUCAUUCAAGUAAUAUGAGCAAUAAUAUGCAUCAUAUAUAUAACGAAAAUAACUUCGCACCAAUCCAAUUAAAAUAUAUAAUUCAUCAGGGUUAUGUAAAACCUAAAAAGAUCUCUUGGCAUGAUACCCUAAGGAAGUGA